AUGUCACCAACACUUCAACAAAAAAAUAUACAAAUUUUAUUUUUCAACAAUUUACUAAUUUUAAUUUUUCUAUUAAUCUUCUUUCUAAUUCCUCCAAUAAAUUCCUUUGACUAUUUUGACGCAACAUCAAAACAAAAACAAAAUUCUUUUAAUUAUUCAAAUUUAUUAAAAUCAAAAAAUAUUGAAAAUAAAAUAAAUGAAGGGGGAAAUAAUUCUUUAAAUAAUUCUUUACCUUUAAUUUCGAAUUUAAAAAUGCCCUCAAAUUUGGAAAAUGUUAAUAUUGAGAUUCAAUUACGUGGAUAUUCCAAUCCAGACUUUAGACUGCCUCAGGGGAGGCUGUGUACUUGCCCUAAAGGCUCUUUUGGUGAACAUUGUAUUCAGGCUAGUCCACAACGUAAUGGAUACAAUUGCCUUACAUCUUUAACAAUUUUUGUUCUUUCUGCGAGUUCUUCUCUUAAAUAUUUCCAAACAGUUUAUAAUCCACUUAACCAAGCAGGUCAACUUAAUUUUGAACAAGUGCCACAAAAGUUUUUGAUUGAUUCUCAGCCUUCUGCCAUAGCCGUUCUAGUUUACAAUUUGGGACCUCAAAUUGAUUCCGAUGGAAAUUUGUAUGAAACAAAUACUGUAACUCUUGUUGACAGUUUCAUUCAACCUUUAAAUUUAUUUUCUGGUUAUUCUUCGGAUAUUCGUGGACAACAAAGUGUUAACCUUAUUGGGGAAAUAUUGGGAACUCAAUUGUCGUUUACUUAUUCUGUUUCGUGUGCCGGAGGAAUAAGUAGAGAUGGUAGACGUUUAAUGGGUCCUGGUUGUGAUUUAAAUUGUAAUACUACAUCAAUUACAACAAAUAAUGCAAUUUGUGAGAAUGUAAAAACUGGGUAUUUUAGUCAAUGUAAAUGGACUAAUGGGGGAAAUUUGGAUGUCACCAAUUGUCAAAAUUGUCCCUUUGGUGUUAAAAACAAUGCUUAUUGUGCUGAUGAACAGGGAGGAGUGUUAUAUGGGGAAGUUGUCUCAACUUUUUAUUAUAAUGGAUUUAUUAUUCUUUGUCUUGUUUCUGGUAUUUUGUUCGUUUUAUUGUUGUUAUUGUUAACUUGUUUGCUGUUUUCGAGAAGAAGCUCCAAACAAGAUAAUAAUCAAAACAAAUUUCAUUCCUCAAAAAGAAGUAACGAAUCUACCCUCCUAAAAUCAACUUUUAAUAACCGCCCAGAACUAAUUCCAUUAAAUUCGUCAAAAGAAGAAACAAAAAAUAAUAAUAUAAAAAUAAUUCCCCCCUCGUAUAACAAAAAUGAAAUUAAUUUAAAUCCACCCCCUCCCUCCCCUUUCCCUCGAAGUAUUAAUGCAAGUACUGCAAGUAUUCCUAAUGAUAUAGUAAUUAAUGGACAACAACAACAACGUUUUCCUGUCAUACAAAAUGGUGGAAAAUUGAGAAAAACACUUUCACCUCCACGUUUUCAACCUUUACCUCAUCUUGGCCCUCAAGCAGACAAUAAUAUAGUGAACAGCAAUUUUGCUAGCCGAACAGGGACGCCUAGUGUUUCUGCUGAUGUUUAA
Meloidogyne enterolobii is the source of this 1548-nucleotide messenger RNA. The record is from the annotation of a GenBank genome assembly. NCBI's taxonomy places the organism in Eukaryota, Metazoa, Nematoda, Chromadorea, Rhabditida, Meloidogynidae.